UUUUUUGUGUCAUUCCAGUGAACCGCACCGUCUGCAACCUGAUGGACGUCCCCUGCCAAACUGCUCUCUUUUCCCCCGAGAGCGGCCAGCCACUCAGCAUAGCUCGCUGCCACCUGUGCGGGACGCUCUGCGAGCACGUGAAGUACAUCGUCAAGUCGUCGGCAGGAGCGCUCAACUGGAGUACUGACCCGGGCAAUUUCUUCGUAAGCAGCAGACACCCAGGUAGAAGAAACGCAUCAGAGUACGCCGUGGUCCACGUAUACGCGCGACGCAGUAUCGUCACGAGGAACAAGAUGGACUUGCACCUGCAGCGCGAGGACCUAUUGGGAGCUCUGGGCGGCCUCUCAGGUCUUUUCGUUGGCUUUAGUUUGGUCGCUGGUUUCGAGUGUUUGUACUUUUUCACAAUCCGACCGUGCUUCCGCGACGGACACGGACACACGAUGAUGGCUGGGAAAAGAGACGGGGUGGCCCACGAAAAGCAAUCCUCCAAAACCGAAGACGCCCUUAUUACCGUUCCUGGCAUCGGUCGCAUUUCUCCCCUCAUCACAGCGCCGCCUCGCAUCUUCACUUUGAGUAAGCCACACCGACGUGGCCGCCGCCACGGCGUUUUGGCCCAUUAAAUAAAGUGAAUUUAAAAUCA
This is a messenger RNA of Frankliniella occidentalis (western flower thrips), 640 nucleotides long. RefSeq names its product sodium channel protein Nach-like. Gene Ontology annotation, molecular function: sodium channel activity. The transcript has 5 exons. The coding region runs from base 42 to 620 and encodes 192 amino acids. Gene Ontology annotation, biological process: sodium ion transport. Lineage: Eukaryota; Metazoa; Arthropoda; Insecta; Thysanoptera; Thripidae. The record is from RefSeq and is a predicted model, not a curated record. Gene Ontology annotation, cellular component: membrane.